Gigantopelta aegis is the source of this 2774-nucleotide messenger RNA. Its product is annotated as translin-associated factor X-interacting protein 1-like. Gene Ontology annotation, cellular component: cytoplasm. The record is from RefSeq and is a predicted model, not a curated record. Bases 131 to 847 code for a protein of 238 amino acids. NCBI's taxonomy places the organism in Eukaryota, Metazoa, Mollusca, Gastropoda, Neomphalida, Peltospiridae. The transcript has 6 exons.
AUUUCAUGACGUCACAUUAUACGCAUGCGAAAACUUAUUUGCAAUUGCAGUAUUUAUUUAAAGUUAACAUCAAGGUAGAAGUAUAAAAUACAGACAAAACAAAGAAUACACCAGAAAGAGUGCGAGUAUCAUGCUUGGGCAUAAGAACAGCCAUGACGGAAGGGCGUCCGCUGUAGGUAAAAGAGUCGAGGCACAAUUCCUUUCUGUUUUACAGCCAAAGCCAUUGAAGUAUUGCGACUGUCCGAAGCGUCAGUGGAAGGUCAAUGAGACAUUCCCCAGCAUCAAGACGCCAAGACAUCUGCUGCAGACCAACAGAUCACACGGGCCAGUCGCCAAGAAGCCGCGAUUCCUGGAACAGCUGGAGAACUUCCUGAGGAGAGAGUUACGGCACUUGAACGCCUUGGACGGAAAACCCAGCGAGCUCAGACUUCAGGCGCACCGGCAGGUCUUCGAGAGUAUGAUCGAACAUUUCCGCACCUACAGACCGCUCCUGGCGGCCAUCAAAAACGAGUACGAGAUGAUGCUGGAUUAUCACAAACGACGAAUACGUGAACUCCAACCACUACAGGAAGCGAUUUUUACGAGGAAGGAGCAGCAUCAGAAACAGCUAAUGGACUUCAAGCAGGAGGAGAGGCGAGUAAUCGCCGACCUGAAGAAGGAAAGUCGAAGGAACUUGAACGAGUUGUCUGAGGCGAACAUCGAGAAACUCGACCUUGAGAAGCAGGUGGAGCGACUCAAGGAGCAAGUGGAGGAGGAGAACCGGAAGUUCCGCGAAAACAACGACAGGCGCAUGCUCCUUCUGGCGGAAAUCUCCAGUUUGCGCUUCGUGCCAGAAUUAUACUUUUGAGAUGUCCAGCUGAGACCUCCAGUUUUACCCACUAUAGGAGUUAACGUUAUGACAAACGAUAUACACGUUGAAAACUGUGUUGUUGUUUUUUCGAAGAAGAAGAAGAAGAAGAAGAAAUAAAUAAAAGACAAAACAAAAAGCGAUACACAAAAAAGCGCGGGAAACCAAUCCAAUCCAUUUGGUUGGUUCGUUUUCGUUUUGGUGCAGUUUGCUUUGAUUUUAAUGAAUCAUUAAAGAGACCGUCCUGGCUUUAGAUAUUACUUUAACGACUAAAAUUACGUAUUAAAUACAUGUUUUUGUUUAGACUAUCGCAGUGUCUGAAUAUUAAAUAGAUAUUUCUUAUCUUCUUAAUGUUUGUAGUAGAUCAAACUUCAUUUUAUUUCCUAGUGUAUAAUUUAACGUAGGCCUACUAGCGAAAUUAUUGGCAGGGAUGAAUCCAUUUUAGGCUACUACUACUAUUGUUUUAUAAUAAUCAUGUCUCUUUGAUUUUGUGAUAUUAGGACAUAAUGUAUUUUUUAAGUAUGAAUCAUGAAUCUCUUGAAAGCUGAUAAUUACCAGUUUAAAAAAUUUCCUAGGCAUUUGUUUUACCGGUUGACAAUAAUUUUAUUAAUUUUGGUGCGUUAACAUUUUAGCAAGGUGUAUAUAUAUAUACACAUUCAAAAUGUCACAUAUUUUAAAAUCCAUUAUAAAUGAAUUAUUGUAUUAAAGCAGGCACGUAUCGGGGGGGGGGGGGGGGGAUGCUGGGGGUGCACAAAUUUAGAUGUAUCUCCCCAAAACGCAAGUAUUUAGAAGGUUAGUAAAAUAUAUAAACACUUACACUGUAAAAUUAGAAGAGUGAAACACAUAAACUGUAAUAAUACCUAAAUGUAAAUUUAUAUUCAGAUUAGUUUCAAAUAUUAGCAAAAACGUGAUUGCAUCCUGAAUUUUAGAUUCUCGGUUUUUAUACUUCUUUAUUAACAGACAUCGUUUAGUGCUGUUCUUACCACAAAAAGAAUAAAUUAUAAAAAUGAAUAUAGAUCAAAAUGUACAAUAAAUACAGUGUAAAUAAGUAAGUAGGUAAGUAAAUAAGUAAGAAAGUAAGUAAAUAAAUUGUAAAACAAUAUAUAUUUGUAGAUCAGGAUGUACAACAAAUACAUUUGUAAGUAAGUAAAUAAUAUAUAUAUAUAAUGUAUGUAUGUAUGUAUGCAAAACGUGAAUCAAUAAAACAUUAUAAACUUGUAAUCAUAAAAAUGAAAUACAGGAUUGAAACAAUAGGCUUAUAGUGUUAAAUAUUAACUCAGUUAGGUUUUGGAGAAUAAUGGAUCUAUCAACAUAUUGAUUUUAAACGUUCAUCUGACAUCAAACUGUUAGAUCAAUCACAAGUUGGUCAGAUCUGUUGUUCUCCAAAAUGUUCUUAUUACAAUUUUCCUAUUGUAUAUCAUUUAUAUAUUAUUUAUUUACUUGAGCAAAUAUAUUUCUUCACAUUUUAGAAUUAUUUUUCUCACUAUGCAUAUUGUCUGUUAGCUUACAGUUUAGCUAUCAAAACUGGCUGAUAGCAAAAUAUUGAUAGAUUGUGCAAAAUGCUGUGUAUGCGUUAUUGGCACUGAUUAAUUUCAUUAUAUAUUAGUCUGCUAUUAAUAUUAUUAUAUAUUAAUUUAUGAAAUUGUUUUACCAUGCCAUUUGAGGGAAAACCUUCAUUUUUUAAUGUUUGUGAAUUGUUCACCGCACAUAAUAAAACGUAUAUAAUAUUAAACAGUAUGUAGUUGGGUUUACAUUUUACAUUAUGCUACAAACAGUUAUACUUAAUAUUUAUUUGGAUUCUUAUCGGCUCAUAUAAUUUUAUUUAUUGGGUACAUUUACACCAUUAUUUACUUUUAUAUAUACAUAAUAUAUUGUGUGUUGUAUUGGUGAGCUUUAUAGCGUAUAUUAAUAAAUGUACAACUACUUU